GUGUGAGCAUGGAAGCAAACUGGUCAAUUUCACUUCUUCUAAUAAUCCUGUCUACUGUACAGGGGCAGUUGGCUAGGAAGGCUAGAAUAGCGAAUAGAAGAGCAAACACACUGAUUCGAGAGCUAAAAACUGUACAGAAUGAUCUCUCCAUAGCCCAGGGAAAACUUAAUUUGAUGAACAGAAACAUUUAUCCGGUUAAUGGCUCAGCAACCAACAGACAUACUUGGAGUGCAACCUCUACAGAUAAAGUUCUGAUUGUUGAUGCUUAUCUCGGAGCAGGAACAAAGUGCAACAAACAGCAAAUUACUGGUUGGACAAGUAACCUGGAUAUCUACUACGCUGGGUCAACUGUAACAGAGCAGGCUGCUGUGACCUUUAAUACUGGAACAGGAACCUUUACAGCUCCUGCUGCUGGUUGGUAUAAUAUCUGCACUUCAUUCCGCUUCCAGAACUCAGGAACAUCAAACGAUGUCACCAUAAAGAAGAAUGGAGUUGUUGUUGGAGCUCUAGGGAAUGCUGUUGAGCUAGAUUGGAGGUCUACAGGAACUUGUAUUGUUCAGUCGCUGGCUGCAAAUGACCAGAUAACAGUCCAUCAUGAGUCUGGAGGAUCAGGGGAUUGUAUUCAAGAAACUGGAUGGUUGUAUGGAAGAUUUCUGGUGAAUAUGAUUGCAAACCUGUCUUAAAUAUCCAUCUAUCUAUUUGGAUUUGGAGAGCUUAAAAAAUAAGUACAUUUGAAGCACGAGUGUGCUUAUUUUUCGACAGCUUAACAUGCAUUGUCCAGCUUUGUGAUUCUUUUUAUUAUUAUCGUUUGUUUACAAUAAAAGGGUUCAUAAUA
Messenger RNA from Eurytemora carolleeae, 835 nucleotides. RefSeq lists its product as uncharacterized. Bases 9 to 683 code for a protein of 224 amino acids. The record is from RefSeq and is a predicted model, not a curated record. The transcript is spliced from 9 exons. NCBI's taxonomy places the organism in Eukaryota, Metazoa, Arthropoda, Copepoda, Calanoida, Temoridae. Gene Ontology annotation, molecular function: protein binding.